AUGAUUUCAGUCGAAUAUGUAAAUUGUGGAAAUACUACAGAUCUAGAUGUUGUUAUGCUUACAAAUCCUAAUUAUCCUAAUGGUUAUAGGAAUGGAACUGUAUGCAAUUAUUAUAUAAGGAAAUCACAUCAUCAUGUCACACAAUUACGAGUAGAAUUCAUAUACUUUUCACUAGCACCACCGACGGGAGAUGGACUGUGUACACGUGACUACAUCUCAAUUGAAUCAGACUCUCUUAAUGUACCAAGACUUUGUGGAGAUCUUUCCGGACAGCAUUACUACAUUCACAUUCCACAUAUUCCGAAAUAUAAAAGAUUUUUUAAGCGCAAUCAUGGAAAGUUUCUGCCAUUGAAUAUUAAGAUCGCUGCUAGUUCGUCUUAUGCUUUCACACGAAGAUGGAAAAUUCGUGUGAUUCAAAUCUCGCAUCGGAGAAGGAAAAUAGACCAUUUUAGACGAUUGAAGUUGGUACACAAUCAUGAUGUCGUUUUUCGCGCACCUCUGAAUUGCUUGCAAUAUUUUGUCAAUACAUCUGGAAAUAUUCAAAGUUUUAAUUAUGACAGCAGCGUAUCAAGUCAAUUCAAUUCAUUAGGCGUGGUUGGUUCCAGACAAAUAGCAAAUCUUAAUUACAACAUUUGUAUCCGUCAAGAUCCUCUAAUGUGUGCAAUAAUUUACUCACUACCAACGACAGAUGUGUUUUCCUUUACAUUGACUGGUGAUGUGACUUCUGUUGCUUAUAAUAUUCUUGGGACAUCCACAGUACAAAGUCAAGCAUGCACAACUGACUAUAUUACAAUACCAGGACAAAUGCAACAAGUUGGUGGCGUAUGGACUGCAAUGACUAGCAAUUUAUCUUGUGGAUUAGGUUUUGCGCCAAAAUUAAGUAACAUAAAGCCAUUUACAAUAAACGUUGUAACAGAUGCAAAUGAAACACCGGAUAUUGGAAAUCGAGGAUUCUUCCUUAAUUAUAGACAGCAAUUCACAUGUGUUUAG
Molecule: messenger RNA, 990 nt
Organism: Chironomus riparius
Lineage: Eukaryota; Metazoa; Arthropoda; Insecta; Diptera; Chironomidae
Source: the annotation of a GenBank genome assembly